AUGCAAACUCUUCUCGCCCUGGCGUUCGUUGCGCGCGGCGCUCCCACUUUGCGCUGCUCUUCCAUCAUACAACCGCACCUCGCCACCCCCCGCGCGACCGCCGCCAUGUGGGAGCGAAUUGUCCCCGAGGAGGACAAGCACGAUCAAAAGCGAAAGCCGGCGACUGCUGCCUCGACCGCGGUGCUGGAGGACCCCGACGACGAUGUAGUGGACGUCGACAUGCUGGCGGCCGAGAUGGAGCGCCGCCGAGCCGAGAUCGCGGACGCGGUCGAGGACGAGGACGAGGACGAGGAUGAGGAUAUUGGUGCGGCGCUCGCAGCGGCUGCCGAGGCGGACACAAGGGUGGUGCUGGCGGAGCAGGCGGUGGAGCGGGCGCUGGAGGAGCUGGCGAGUGCAAAGGCGGAGGCGGCGGCACUGCGGGCCGAGGCUGAGCGCGUCACCGACCGCGCAAUUGCGACGGCGGCGGCGCAUGCAGAGGCGGCUGCCGAGGCAGAGGCGGCCGCCGAGGCAGAGGCAGACGCGGCGGCGGCGGCGGCGGCGGCGGCGGCGGCGGCUUCGGUGCCUCCGGCUGGUCCGCCCACCGUCUCCAUCGGCGACGACCCGAACCCGGCCUUCUGGGCCAACUUCAACUCGCAGGCGCCCGAGGUGCAGGUGAACCGCGCCGUGCCGCAGAGCGCGAUGGGCCGCAGCCCGGGGGCGCAGACGGCGACGCCGCGACGCAGCCGCAGCGGCAGCAGCCGCGGCCGCAGCGGCAGCAGCGGGGACGACGUCGCUCAGCGAAACAAGGCGGCGGUGGAGAGGGCGCUCCAAGCGGCAAGCGCACAGCCGCCCCCGCCGUCCCCGCCGGCGGCCGCGCCGGCGGCAGGGUCUCUCGACCUGAGCAAGGCGUUUGCGCAGGCGGUGGCUCGGUCUGGCGCCUCGUCCUCCGCCCCGGCGCGGCACAGGAAGGGCUCGCUAGGAGGCACCGGGCAGGAGGGGGCGAAGGCGAAGCGCACGCCGGCGCAGGCGGCGCCAAAGGGAGCCAAGCAGCCCGAGGUGAUCGGACUGAGGCCGGCGCCGUCCGAGGUCAAGGCGGUGGCAAAGGCGGCGGCCCGGGCGCCGCGGCGGCCCCGUGCGGUGGGAGACCGGCCUCAGGCGGCAGACGCAAAGCCAGCCGGCAACGGGGCGGCGGUGCGGGGCCGCACGCCUGCACAGCCGAGCGCCGGCACGCCGGCGGCGCAGGCGAAGCCGAAGCCGCAGCCGCUGGGGCUGGUCUCCAAUGACGGCAGCUGGUGGCAGACGCCCGGCUGGGGCGACGGGCGCGGGUAG
Molecule: messenger RNA, 1308 nt
Organism: Emiliania huxleyi CCMP1516
Lineage: Eukaryota; Haptophyta; Isochrysidales; Noelaerhabdaceae
Exons: 2
Coding region: 1-1308 (435 amino acids)
Source: RefSeq, a predicted model, not a curated record